AUGGCAGCAUUUCUCAAUAACAAGAACAGUUCUGCCCCUCGUGCAACCGCCGACAUGGCGCGGGUGAGAAACAAGUUUCUCCCCUCCAUCUUCGAAGAGAAAAAUGAUGACAAAAUACAGGACUUUCGCAAAGCUUUGAAGAUAAACGAAGAUGACAUAGAUGAAGUGGAUCAAUUCGCAAUGGUUCAUUCAGCGCUGCACGAAGCGGAAACUGUUGAAGAAAACAAAGGAUCAGUGAUGAGAGAUUCGCAUAAAAUACCUCGCAGAAUAGGCACUGCCAGAAUAAAACCUCUCACGAGAAGUUUCUCAGAUUCACGAAUGGAUCCAUGGCGGCCAAGGAGACAAACCUCGGCGUUUGCCGGAGCCAGCCGCAUCAACUCGGGUAUUCCUACGGGUCAACGAUCAUUUGGGCAACGUAAAAUAACAUCACCCGGAGUGAACCGAGCGCGGCAAGUUGAUGUAGCAGAAGUAAUUGACUUGACAAAUCCUGAAGAUGCAAAUGAAAUUGCACGCAGAUUCUUUCAAGACGAGUUAAAAAUGGAUCUAUUAGACCCACGUUUUGAUAAACAUGAAGACUUUAUUGCUAAUUUACGGUGGAAAGCAGAAAGAAAGUUUAGCUACGGGGAGUUAUGGCAACGAAGAAUAUCGGGCGGAGCACAUAACAUCACUUUAACAAACAAUUCACCGACAAUUUGGCCGAGCCCCAAAUGUGACGAAAAACUACCAACAAUAGGCAAGGCACACACAUACACACAAGUUAAUUCCCCUUUUCUGCAGAUAUCUUAUUCAAAGCCAAAGGCCGGUGGUGAUUUUUUUAGUGACAAGAAAAGACUGACUUCUUCCUUCAAAGAGCAUGCUGAUAACUGUUAUAGACGAAAACGAGGUGGAAUUUUAAAUCCGAUUAGGCGAGCCGACAAAAAAUCCAAAACCAUUAUCAGAGAUCACUUGCAAUCCCGGAAGGAGAAGAAUCCCUGAGAUAAUUAUUGGGUGGGAAUACAAUGCUACUAAUUUCACCUCAGCACUACUCUGCUGUGCAAGUGUUGGACAGUAGGCGUAGACUAACUUGAACACCGGACGCGUAAACGGGAGGCACCAGGAGACGUCUGUUUAGGAACUUUAUUUCACUCUCUGAGACACUGUCUCACUUCUAUUACUUCAGCUCUUAGUAUACGUUCUUAAAUGCUCUAUCGAUAGGCAUGUUUGGGCUUACAGGACAACUUACUUUGGGAGAGUAAACAUAAUUUUAGAAUGCUAACCAAAACAAUGUUACAGGACAUUCGAAAUGAACAACAAAGUACUUGACAACAACUAAUCUUCGAGAACCAAAACCUAAACAAAACCUCCCUUUGAGUAUUCUAAGCAAGGUCAAGAAAAAACCCAAAUAUGACUAGCGAUGACGAUUAUCGCACGAGAAUUAAUUCCUAUCACAACGGUCAAGGACACAUCACUCAAGUGGUAAAAAUAAGAGUGAGCCGGGUCCUGCAGCACAUAACAAAACUAGGCUCACAAGACGCGUAUAAGAUUUCAAAAUAAACUAACAAGCAUAAACAAUUUCAAAAAACUUAAUAAUAACCUCCCUAAUUAUAGUAGUUCCCAAACACUUCUAGUAACUCCCGAGGAGCGCAACCUUGAAGGUACUUUUGAUAGAUAACUGAAACUGGGUGGUUAUGUUUAGAAGUGGAUUCUCUCAUGUCAUGAUUGAAUAGAAAGACGAAAAACCG
This is a messenger RNA of Pocillopora damicornis (cauliflower coral), 1721 nucleotides long. RefSeq lists its product as uncharacterized. The record is from RefSeq and is a predicted model, not a curated record. NCBI's taxonomy places the organism in Eukaryota, Metazoa, Cnidaria, Anthozoa, Scleractinia, Pocilloporidae.